CGAUAAGCCCGGUGAUUUUGCUCGAACGGGGAAGAAGAACCCUUUGUUACUUCUCUCCUUUAGGGCUCUUUUGAACCUUUCUCUCUCUGCAAUUCCCUUACAUUCCCCCACAUCCCCGGAUUUUCCUUUCACUUUCUCUUUCUCACCGACCAAACAAACGAACCAACCCUAUUCCUCUCUCUCUCUCUCACUCUAUUUAUAUAUAUAUAUAUAUAUGUCUGUCCUCUUCGACCAGUCCCGUACUUCUGUACUGGAUAAAACGACGAGUGAACUAAAAGUGACGGGAAGGAACUGAAACAAAGAAAUAAUAAUUGGAAACUCGAAGUGCACCAAGUCCGCCCUCUUGAUGCGAGUUCCGGGAACACAGAACUUCCAAGAAAGGUUGUGACAAGGAGCUUUAGAACCACAGAUCUGCUGUGAGCUCUGGGUGCUUAUCCAAAUUGUCUAAAAUCAAACGAAGUUUCUCAAUAACUAUAACAAAUACAAAGCCGAGGAACUGAGAGCUUAACACAUGUCAGACUCCGACCAAUCUUCAAAGGCGGCCAGCGAAAGCUUUAAAUAGGGACGGGAGAUCGAAAAGAGGGUUAGGCUCAGAUCGGUGAGUGGCAUGCUAUUUUCUGCCGCUGCUUUCGCUUGAAUCUGAAGCACAGAGGCUCAGAUCAUGGUAAUAAUAUAUAGGGGGGCUGUGAGGAGGCUGAGGCUCUGAGGCCGAUUCAGGCUUUGCUUUUGAAAGGCGGUCUCUGGUGUGGUCUGCGACUGCAAAAAGCUUAAGCAAGAGCUACUGCUAGCCUUCACUGACUUGGACGGUGAUAUAUCGGUAGCGUAAAAAAUUGCCUUUUUAUCGCUAAACAGCCAAAGUACUCAAUGAAUUAUCGUCAUCAAUAUGCAUAGGACACUGCAACCCCACCUGCACUCUCAUCACACCUCUUUCUCCAUCUAAGGAUAAAAAAUAUCGAUUUUCUCUCUCCAUCUCUCUAUUUAUAUUUCUCUCUCUAGAAGUAGCAGAAGGAUAAGAGAGAAAAUAAAAAAUAAAAAACUCAGUAGGUGUGUUCAAUUGUACGAGUUUCUGUUUGAGAAAGGCAUGAAAGUGGUAUGGAGGUGGAGGAUAUUCAGCAGGCAACAGCUUGUAAGUUCCCAAGGAUUGGAAAUGGCAGAAAUGAUUCUGGCAAAAUAGGCUCGAAAGGGGUUCCUGACCACUACCCAGAUGACGAGGAAGAUGGAGAACUCAACAGGGUUGGCCCAGGAAGCGAUGCCGGUGGGAAUGUCAACCGGCUUCGCGGCUGGAACCAUUCCCGCAUCAUUAGGGUUCCUCGGGCCUCGGGUGGCAAGGAUCGCCACAGCAAGGUCUGGACGUCCAAGGGUUUGAGGGACCGAAGGGUUAGACUAUCGGUAACCACGGCGAUUCAGUUCUAUGAUCUUCAAGAUCGGUUGGGUGUCGAUCAGCCGAGCAAAGCUGUGGAGUGGCUGAUCAAGGCGGCGGCCGAUUCUAUUGCUGAGCUUCCAUCACUAAAUACUUUUCCCGAUACCCCGAAGCAACUGAGCGAUGAGAAGCGGGCGAAUGGGGGUACGGAACAAGGGUUUGAUUCAGCUGCGGUUGAGUUAGAUGGUGACCCAAAUUUCCAAAACCAAAGCCAGCACCUUUCUUUGUCCAAGUCCGCUUGUAGCAGCACCUCGGAGACGAGCAAGGGCUCCGGUUUGUCGCUCUCGCGGUCCGAAAUCAGGGUCAAGGCUCGUGAGCGGGCAAGGGAAAGAGCAGCUAAAGAGAAAGAGAAGGAAAUUGACUCCCGCAUUGCUCAAAACGUGAACCAGAUUUCCCACAAUGCUUCGUUUACGGAGCUUCUCACCGGUGGAAUCAGCAGUGUUAACAACAAUGCAAAUAGUCCCACUCGCUCAGCGCAUCAAAACCCCGGCUGUGAGGCUAAUUUGUUUCAUAAGGCGGCGGCGAGGCAGUGGACUGGUUCGACACCAAUGGACUACUUCGACUCGGGGCUUCUGGGGCCUUCUUCCCGAGCCCAUCACUCUUCGGGGUUUUCAGGUCAAAUCCAUCUGGGAAAUUCCCUUCCAAUGACGAUGUCGGUUCCAGCGUUCAAUUUAUCAGGGGAUAAUCAUUCAGAGCUGCAACAUUUCUCAUUCGUUCCUGACCCUCUCAUCCCGGUGGCUUCGGCGACAUCACAGCCAGGCGGUGGGCCGGUUGACUACAACCUCAAUUUCACCAUUUCAUCCGGCCAGCUUGCUGGUUACAAUAAUAGGGGGACCCUUCAGUCCAAUUCACCGUCUCUUUUGCCUCACCUCCAGAGGUUUUCUCCUAUAGACGGACCAAACGUACCCUUCUUCAUGGCUUCGGCACCUUCAGCGUCUUUAGCCAUGGAGAAUCACCAUCACCACCAGUUCUCACCUGGAAUAUUUGACGGUCGCUUGCAGCUCAGCUAUGGCGACGCUAGCCGGCAUUCAGAGCAGAAGGGAAAAGGAAAGAACUGAGUUCCUGUUAGAUGAACUUAUCAUCUUCGCCCAUCUUCUUCCUGGGAAAUUAUGAAUUAAGGAGAUCAUCAUCAUCAUCAUCUAAAGCGCGCGCAGGCCAGGGGCCAGCAGGCAAGACGUACGUACGUGGGUGAGCAAAUGCACGUACGCCUUAGCUGCAUAGCUUAAUAAGUACCCCCCCACCCCCAUUAAUGCAAUUACGUUUUACGCUUUGGAAAUUGUUUUUUUAUUUAUUUUUACGUCUGAUUUCAAGUCAUUCGGCUUGCCUGGAUAGAUUUAUGAUCAUUUAGUCGGGCCUAGCUAGCUAGCUCGCAAUAUUGUGUGUUUUUAAUUAAAUAAUAUGACAUAAUUACAAUUCAAUUGAAGUUAUUCUUUUGAAUAUUUA
Messenger RNA from Juglans regia (Persian walnut), 2863 nucleotides. Its product is annotated as transcription factor TCP2-like. The record is from RefSeq and is a predicted model, not a curated record. Bases 1093 to 2478 code for a protein of 461 amino acids. NCBI's taxonomy places the organism in Eukaryota, Viridiplantae, Streptophyta, Magnoliopsida, Fagales, Juglandaceae. Gene Ontology annotation, biological process: regulation of secondary shoot formation. Gene Ontology annotation, cellular component: nucleus. Gene Ontology annotation, molecular function: DNA-binding transcription factor activity; sequence-specific DNA binding. The transcript has 6 exons.